UUUAUUUGUGUUCUAUUUUUACUAAACGACUUCGUUUUUCUGCUUCCUUCUCGUUACGGCGGGCAACGCAGAGCUAGCUGCAAAACCCUAAAUAAGCAAACCCUAGGUAGCAGAGAACCUCAAAGCACCGUCAAUGGCGAUUGCACGAACUGGAGUGUUCGUAGACGACUAUCUGGAGUAUGCAAGCACUUUGCCCGCUGAGCUUCAGAGGCUCCUCAAUACCAUUCGGGAACUCGACGAACGCUCCCAAUCCAUGAUAAGCCAAACAAGACAGCAGACUAAGUACUGCUUGGGAUUAUCUUCACAGAGCUCAAAAAAAGGGAAUAACAACAAUGGUAAUAAUAAUUACUAUCAUUAUAAUAACAACAACGACGAGGACGAGGCUGCAAUUGAGAAAAUGAGAAAGGAAAUUGAGGCUCAUCAGGACAAUGCAUUGAGUUUAUGUACUGAGAAGGUAUUGUUGGCACGGCAAGCUUAUGACCUGAUAGAUAGCCAUGUAAAGCGACUCGAUGAGGAUCUAACCCACUUUGCAGAAGAUCUAAAGCAGGAAGGGAAAAUAUCACCUGAUGAACCAGCAAUUCUUCCCCCAUUGCCUAUUGUCCCCAAAAGUGAAAAGCGCAAGUCUAUUUAUGGAACACCUCAAUCAAAAAGGCUUGAUUACAGGGAUAGGGAUUGGGAUCGUGAGCGUGAUAGGGACUUUGAGCUAAUGCCUCCUCCAGGGAGCCAUAAGAAGGAAUUUGUUUCCCCCAUUGAUGCUGAUCAGCCCAUUGAUCCAAAUGAACCUACAUACUGUGUUUGUCAUCAGGUGUCCUUUGGAGAUAUGAUUGCUUGUGACAAUGAAAACUGCCAAGGAGGUGAAUGGUUUCAUUACUCAUGUGUUGGGCUGACACCAGAGACUAGAUUCAAGGGAAAGUGGUAUUGUCCAACAUGCAGGUUACUACCACAGUCUUGAUGAUUAUGUAUGUAUUGCACAGCUUUGAAUCACUUCGUUGAACUGUUCAUUCUUCCAGUAUGUUUUUGCUACACAAAGAAGUUAGCGAAAAGUUAAUUGACUGGAAUUAGUCAAGCUAAGGAUUGUUAGGGUUGUGAUCUACUCUAAGGUACAAUAUUUGAAUGUCUUCCAUUUUCCAAAAACCUUGAACAGAAAGGUUUAAAAAAAAAAAACGGAUUGGAAGUUGUGUAUAUUUGAGCUCUACCUUUUGAAGUGGCAAAUUGGUAAGUUAGAAAUGAAUGGUUUGAACUUUGAAGAAGAAAACGGUACUGGCAAAUGAUUUCUUUGUCCUAGUCAUUUUGCCAGAGGAAAAUGUAAUAGACCUGUAUUGACGAAACCUUGUUGGUGGGAAAUAGUUUCAACUAGCUUUUUCACCUUUUAUUUAAUUUUUUGUGUUUGAUUGAUUGUAAAUAUUUAUUUUGUUGGUAAAUCAUCUAUGUAGUAAAACUGGAAUGAAAUGGGAAAAUGACUGUGAAAUUUAAAUGGAUUGGUAUUUAUUAUUAUUAUUA
Messenger RNA from Ziziphus jujuba (common jujube), 1500 nucleotides. Its product is annotated as PHD finger protein ING2. The transcript has 7 exons. The record is from RefSeq and is a predicted model, not a curated record. The coding region runs from base 134 to 952 and encodes 272 amino acids. Gene Ontology annotation, cellular component: nucleus. Lineage: Eukaryota; Viridiplantae; Streptophyta; Magnoliopsida; Rosales; Rhamnaceae.